AUGGUCAACUUUGAAUUCCGGCCGCUUUUCCGGACCAAAGAAGAACGCACAGAAAAGAGGCGAGAGCAAGUUCGCCGGGCGCAGAAAACAUUUCGCGAAAGGCGCGACCAGUAUCUAAAGUUACUUGAACGGCAGCUCAGCAAAUUCCACGCUGAGAAUGCAUUGCUAAUCGCCGACGCUGAACAGCUCCGCUCCGAUGUGGCUGCAUUGCAGCAAAGAUUGAAUGUUUGUGAAGGUGCCCUUCGAGCAUAUCAAUCGGGAGCUCCUGAUUACGCAUGGCCGGGUAGCGGCUUCGACAGUGCCGAUGCAUUCUUGUCACAACCCAUGCCGUCUGCGGUGGAUAAGAAUUUAGCAGGCAUCGGCAUACGGCUUGACUAUUCGCAAGGAAAACCUAGCCAGCUCAUCAUGACGCCUUCGUCUUUAGGGAGCCCCAAUGAGACCUUCACCAACUUCAGCACUCCAAACUUGAAAAGAUCUGGCACGACCAAGCAGCAACAAUGGAAGGAACCCUCCAACACACCCUCACCAUCCCGGUAUUUGUAUAAAGCACAGUUCAUCGCCAAUCUUGACACUGUUGUCGUAGCGAUGGAGUUCGUACUGAAACUCGAAUCGCCGUGUCUACCACACAUUCAUGAUCCCUCAAUCGAGGGCACCGACGAUCACACGCCACAAGGCCACAUGCAUCUUGCAUCUGCCACACUGAUGUCUUGCAUAUCAAGCAAUGCAAGCCGCAAACCUAGUAACAGCCUCACUGCUCUUCCGCUGCCACAAGAUAGAAAUGUAGAGCCUGAUCCACAGGCAACACUGCAAUCUUUCAGUUGCCCACGCUCAAUUCUUGCUACUCUCUUACAGAGAUCUGAGGAACUGCCAAAGGAAAGUCAAGAGGUGACACCAAUCCAGGCCUGGCAUCAGAUCCAGCAGCACCCUGACUUUGGUCGGAUCAACGUGGCCGAGCUGGACAAUCUGACCGAAAAGCUGCUAGAGCACAUUAAAUGCUAUGGUUUUGGAGGUGUCAUUAAGCAGGAGUUCCUGCACUCAAUGCUGCAGGAGCUAUGA
This is a messenger RNA of Exophiala bonariae, 1056 nucleotides long. RefSeq lists its product as uncharacterized. Gene Ontology annotation, cellular component: RNA polymerase II transcription regulator complex. Bases 1 to 1056 code for a protein of 351 amino acids. NCBI's taxonomy places the organism in Eukaryota, Fungi, Ascomycota, Eurotiomycetes, Chaetothyriales, Herpotrichiellaceae. The transcript is spliced from 5 exons. Gene Ontology annotation, molecular function: DNA-binding transcription activator activity, RNA polymerase II-specific; transcription cis-regulatory region binding. Gene Ontology annotation, biological process: regulation of DNA-templated transcription. The record is from RefSeq and is a predicted model, not a curated record.